GUCGGAUAAGACAGAAUGUCGGAUAAACGAAGCUAAGAAGAAGAACAAGAAGGGGAAGACCCUGACUCUGACGGACUUUCUGGCAGAGGAUGGUGGUGGUGGCACCACCUAUGUUCCAAAACCAGUCAGCUGGGCAGAUGAAACAGACGACCUGGAAGGAGAUGUUUCUACCACCUGGCAUAGCAAUGAUGAUGAUGUGUACCGAGCCCCUCCGAUUGACCGUUCCAUCCUGCCUACUGCACCUCGGGCAGCUCGGGAGCCCAAUAUUGACAGAAGCCGUCUCCCAAAAUCACCCCCUUACACUGCCUUUCUGGGAAAUUUGCCCUAUGAUGUAACAGAAGAAUCCAUUAAGGAUUUCUUCAGAGGACUUAAUCUGCAGAUAAGUGCUGUUCGUUUGCCCCGAGAGCCUAAUAACCCAGAGAGGUUGAAAGGAUUUGGAUAUGCUGAGUUUGAAGACUUAGAUUCAUUGCUCCGUGCUUUGAGCUUCAAUGAAGAGUGUCUAGGAAACAGGAGAAUACGAGUGGAUGUUGCUGAUCAAGCUCAGGAUAAAGAUAGGGAUGAUCGCUCUUUUGGCAGAGAUCGUGAUCGCAACCGGGAUUCAGAAAGAUUUGAGACUGACUGGAGGGCACGUCCUGCUACAGAUAAUUUUGAUGAUUACCCUCCUCGCAGAGGCGAGGAUAGCUUUGGAGACAGAUAUCGGGACCGUGAUCGCUAUGAUUCAGAUCGGUACCGUGAUGGUCCCCGAAGAGAGAUGGAUCGCUAUGGAGGCCGAGACCGUUAUGAUGAUCGUAGAGAUUAUGACAGGGGAGGUUACGACUCAAGGUCAGGCAGUGGCAGAAGAGCCUUUGGCAGUGGGUACCGCCGGGACGAUGAUUACAGGGGUGGCGGUGACCGCUUUGAGGACCGCUACGACAGGCGGGAUGAUCGAAUGGAUAGGUGGAGCAGCUCGCGGGAUGACUAUUACAGGGAUGACAACCGGCGGGAUGAGAGAGGUCCUACUCAGAGGCCAAAAUUGAAUUUGAAGCCCCGGAGCACUCCCAAGGAUGAAGAUACAUCUGUAGCGCCUGCGACUCAGUCUAGCCGUGCAGCUUCUAUCUUUGGAGGAGCCAAGCCUGUGGACACUGCUGCAAGAGAGCGUGAAGUAGAAGAAAGGCUACAGAAGGAACAAGAGAAAUUGCAGCGCCAACUGGAAGAUGAUAAACCCAGGCUAGACAGACGGCCCCGGGAACGACAUCCUAGCUGGCGUAGUGAAGAGAAUCAAGAGCGGUCACGGACAGGAAGCGAAUCCUCACAGACUGGCAGCACAACCCCAUCUGUGGGGACUGGCCCAACAGGAAGAACCUCACGAAGAAGGGAGAGUGAGAAAUCAUUGGAAAAUGAAAGCAGCAGCAAAGAGGAUGAAAGUCUUUCUCCAACCUCCAAGACCCCCAGGGAAGAGAAGCUUCCUCUGAAAGUAAUGCCAGCUCCUCCACCAAAGGAAAAUGCCUGGGUGAAACGAAGCAGCAACACAGCACGCUCGCAGAGCUCUGACUCUGAUCAGCAUUCCCCAACAAGUGGCAGCCAACCUGUGCCAUCAGAAGAUGGAGUGUCCUCCAAAAGUGCCCCACGAAAAGGAGAUGAAAACAGACCUGAUGGGGGAAAGGAGAGUGUUCCAAAGGGCCGAAGAGGGAGCUCUGGGCGUGGUCCUGGAGAUGGAGGCAGCAGAGACCCUUGGCAAGACUUGGAUCGGAAAGAAAGCAAGGAGGAGCAUGACUCGAGAUCUGCAUCUGAGCCAAAGAAAUUUGAAGAGAACCCUGCCCCUAAAUUUAGCUGUGCUAGCAAAUAUGCUGCUUUGUCAGUGGAUGGUGAUGACGAAGCUGAAGGAGAAGAGUAUGCUGACUAAAUUCUCCAUCCCCCUCCAUGUUGUCUCCUAACCGGUUGCCAUCCAGGAACUUUUGGAGAGCAAAACCAAACCUUUAUUCAGACAAGACAGAAAAAUAAAAGCCUACAAGUCAACAUCUCCUGGGAGAGACCUUUCUUAAACCUUUCUUUAAAAAAUAAGAAAAAAUGAUAUAGAAUUUCUCUUGCAUGCUGCUGCAGCCUUUAAAGUAUUGAACUCACUGGAGAAAUCCCUGCAAAAAAAAAGUAUAGCAAGAGAAAAAAUGGCAGGUGUCUUUUUAAAAAGGAAAGAAAGAAAUAGGCCUAGUGUGUGUUUGAAUGUUACUUCACGCUGCUUCCGAUCACAUUCAGAGCCUCAGGUCCUUUCCAUUAAGAGCUAAGGUUAGUGCUUUAGUAGGCUAGUGUGUGACUGAGUGCAUUGGGAACAUGGACAGCUAAACACUGUCUUUUUCCCUCUUUUGGUAGCUUGGGUGGCUUCUGUAAUAUAAUCUCAAAGCAGUUAAUGCACUGGGGAGGGAAAGCAGUAUUACCUUAAUUAGCUGAAAGAAGGGACAAGUUAGCCUUCAAGUUAGAAGAUUGCCAUCUCUGCCCAGCAGGUAUCUCCGGAGUUUAGGUGCAUGCCUUACCCUAUUGGUAUGGUGGGUGGCUUCCCUUACAUCAUCUGCCUUCUGAAAGUGUUAAUCCCCAAGCCACCAAGGCUAAGCACUAGGGCUUUGCUCCCAGGACCCUCUUCUUGGAAGCCUCAGGGCUGUAUCCCCACCCAGUUCAGGAAUUGGCACUACUGGCAAUUGCUGUGGUGUAGAAAGCCACUUUUCAUUCAGUUGCCGUGAUAUCAGCCUUCAUGACAGUGGUCACUAGGGCUGUGCAGUGUUGGCACAGAGAGUAUACUGAUUGAACAUACAGAAAAUGACUUUAUCUGUUUGAAUCUCUAUCAUAUUAAAUCCAUUUCCAGUAACCUUCCUAGAGGUACUGUACUAUAUGAAGGAAUGCUUGAGAGCAAUUUAAUUCUUGGAGAUUAUAAACUUUCCUUGAAGUUUUUUCUGUCCCUCCUUCAUCUGCCCACUUUUAAUCAUCGACAACUACUAUCACAAAAUAAUAGCAUCCUUUUCAGUUUGGGGCACUGUUCAAAGACAGCAGGGGCCAUCCAAAGACUGGCGGAGCAUCAUUGUUGCAUCAUGUGACAGUUCAUUUCCCUCCACUAGCUUAGGUGUGGGUCCACCACUUGGGUAGCAGUUUUGAUUUCCCCCUUAAUUUUCUCUAAAAAUUUAGUCAUGCUAUCAGAAGUGAAGCUUGGAAAUAAGAAUUUCUCCCACUUGUUUCAGCAUUCUUUCAUUCUCCUUGAGCAAAUGGGUAGGGGAAGAAAAUUGCAGCACAGGGAACUGAAAGCAGCACAAUGGUUCAGGAGCCAGUUUACAAACACACAGUCGCACAGGAAGGAAUGUAUUUGGCUAGGACUUGGCUGGCUUUUAUGAGAUGCGCAUGCAUUCAGCAGGGGCUAUUACCUUUUACAUAAUUUGGGGAGAAGAACAAUGUGAUUUUGCUCUUGAAAUAAUCUCAGCUGUAUCAAAUAGAGGAUCCAGGUUGUUGUAAAGCUGGUAUAGUUGGGGUCUUAUUUUCAUAACUUUUAAGCUGUAGUUAAGUCAGUUCUUUGAAAUGGAAAGAGUAUUGUCAGAUAUGAGACAUCAUAGACUGGAGAUAGAAAGUGGGAUGAGACCUGGUGAGGGCAGAAGAUGGGUUUGAAAUGCAUUAUUGCUUUGAGUCUUUAAAAAGCGAGGCGCUAUAUUGGAGAGAAACUGCUAAUUUUGCAAAUCCCAGAAGCAUUCUCUUUCUUCCAGUAAUCUUGAAUAUUCUGUCUCUCUACUAUCAGGACAGGUUCAUGAGUGGAUUGAGGUGCAUUUUACACAUUCUGAAAACAUGUAAAAUUUGUACAAAAUAUCUUCUAUGAAAAUGAUUUGUAAUCUGCAUGGACUUCCUGGGAGAUGUCUUUUAUUAUGUAAAAUU
Messenger RNA from Python bivittatus (Burmese python), 3879 nucleotides. The record is from RefSeq and is a predicted model, not a curated record. Lineage: Eukaryota; Metazoa; Chordata; Lepidosauria; Squamata; Pythonidae.